GAGUAUCCAAGUUAAUGACGCGUCUCGAAGUUUAGCUGACACCUGUGGGGAUCUGAAGUCUGAACAGAUAACACUCCAAGCUCUUGUGUCCAGCUGUGUGUGCAUGAAGAGUCCAUGGAUGAACCAGAGAUCAGAGAGACGGAUCCUCCUCCUGAGGAGAGAGCCCCAAUAGAGAGUAGACCAGACUCCCCUGUGUCCAAGAGCGUGAAGUGGUCCAUGGAUCAUCCAGCACCAUCCAGAGAGACGGAUCCUCCUCCUGAGGAGAGUGUCCAGCAGGGGGCAUCAGACACACAGAACCUGAAAACAGACAAGACCAAGAGGGACACUGCAGAACACAGUGUCCAGCAGGGGGCAUCAGACACACACAAAAAGAAAAGAGACAAGACCAAGAGGGGCACUGCAGAACACAGAUUGACACCAGAGGAGGCAGAGCUCAGGUCCUUUCUGAAGGAGAAGUGUCAACAUCUGGUUGAAGGAGUACCACAUCAGGGAGACGCCAGACUCCUCCAGGACAUCUACACAGAUCUCUACAUCACAGAGGGGGGGAGUCAGGGGGUCAAUGAAGAACAUGAGGUCAGACAGAUAUUACCCUACAAAUUCAUGGCACAUUCCUCUAUGAGCAUAUCUUCCCCCUGGGGCAUACGUCCUCUAUCCUUUAGCAGCAGACAUGAAGAGCAUGAAGUCAGACAGAUAGAGAGAGCAUCCUGGAGAGGAAGAGGACAGGACAGACCAAUCAAAUGCAGUGACAUCUUUAAACCCUUACCUGUAGGCCUAUAUCCACGAAGGGGUCUUUGGCAAAACAAACCCAUCAGAGUAGUACUGACAAAGGGAGUGGCAGGCAUUGGAAAAACCGUGUCUGUGCAGAAGUUCAUUCUGGACUGGACUGAAGGAGAAACCAAUCAGGACAUUCAUUUCAUUUUUCCUCUUCCUUUCCGAGAGCUGAACCUGAUGAAGAAUACAAAACUCAGUCUGGUGGAGCUUGUUCAACACUUUUUCACACAAAUGAAAGAUCUGAAAGUGCUCUCCAGUUCUGAGAGCAAAACUCUGUUCAUAUUCGAUGGUCUGGAUGAGUGCAGACUUCCUCUGGAUUUCCGCACCAACCCAAGGUGUUGUGAUGUGGCAGAGCCAGCCUCAGUAGAUGUACUUCUGACCAACCUCAUCAAUGGGAAUCUACUUCCCUCUGCUCUCGUCUGGAUCACCACCCGACCAGCAGCAGCUGGUCAGAUCCCGCCUGAGUGCGUGGACCAGGUGACAGAAAUACGGGGGUUCAACGACCCACAAAAAGAGGAGUACUUCAAGAAGAGAAUCAGUGAUGAGAACCUGGCCAUGCGAGUCAUCAACCACCUGAAGUUAUCCAGAAGCCUUUACAUCAUGUGCCACAUUCCAGUUUUCGCCUGGAUUUUGGCCACUGUUGCCGAGAAUACAUCAGAGAGAGGAGAAAUGCCAAGGACUCUAACUCAGAUGUACACUUGCUUCCUGAACAUUCAGACUUGCAUCAAGAAAGAGAAGUACACAGAGAGAAGAGAGACAGAUGAAGAGAUGGUUUUCAAACUGGGGAAACUGGCUUUCCAACAGCUGGAGAAGGGAAAUCUGAUCUUCUAUGAGGAAGACCUGCGUGAGAGUGGCAUUGAUGUCACAGAAGCAUCUCUGUACUCAGGAGUGUGUACACAGAUCUUCAGAGUGGAGGCUGGGCUGUGCCAUGGGAGAGUGUUCAGCUUUGUGCAUCUGACCAUCCAGGAAUUCCUUGCAGCAUUAUAUGUGUUCCUCUGCUUCUGCAACAGUGCCAGAAAUGAACCACACCAACAUCAACCCUCUCAUCUCUCUGCUCUGUUCAGAGCUGCAACACUUGAGGACCUACACAAGACUGCAGUGGACUUGGCCUUGCAGAGUGAGAACGGACACCUGGACCUUUUCCUCCGCUUCCUCCUGGGCCUCUCACUGGAGUCCAAUCAGAAGCUCUUAAGACAGUUACUGCCACAGACCAAUAGCCAACCACAGAGAUUAGAGCAAACAGUCCAGUAUGUCAAGGAUAAGAUAAGACAUGAGUCAGAGCCAGAGUCAGAUAGAAAGAUCAACCUGUUCUACUGCCUGAAUGAGCUUAAUCAGCAUGCUGUAGUGGAGCACAUUGACAGGAGCUCAGGAAAGAUGUCUGUAGAGAUGCUCUUACCAGGAGAGUGGAAGACUAGAGAGUUUAGGUUUGAGUUAUCAGAAGAGCAGCUGGAUGGGUUUGACCUGCAGAAGUACAUAAAGACACCAGAAGAGGAUCUGACUGACCUCCUCAGCCCAGAUGACGUCCUCAAGAAGCUGGUGCCAGCAGUGUCAUCAGCACUGCUGAGGGGGUGUGGCCUCACAGACGAGAGUUGUGCAGUAAUAUCAGCUGCUGCCAGAUCAACCUCCUGCAGUUUGAAGUGUCUUGACCUCUCUGGCAAUAGAAUUCAUGACACAGGAGUUCAGCAUCUCUCAGAACUCCUCAAGGAUCCUCAAUGCAAACUGGAGACACUAGAGUGA
Molecule: messenger RNA, 2508 nt
Organism: Engraulis encrasicolus (European anchovy)
Lineage: Eukaryota; Metazoa; Chordata; Actinopteri; Clupeiformes; Engraulidae
Product: protein NLRC3-like
Exons: 7
Coding region: 115-2508 (797 amino acids)
Biological process (GO): intracellular signal transduction
Molecular function (GO): protein binding
Source: RefSeq, a predicted model, not a curated record